Molecule: messenger RNA, 651 nt
Organism: Pteropus alecto (black flying fox)
Lineage: Eukaryota; Metazoa; Chordata; Mammalia; Chiroptera; Pteropodidae
Product: disintegrin and metalloproteinase domain-containing protein 21-like
Exons: 1
Biological process (GO): proteolysis; male gonad development
Cellular component (GO): sperm head plasma membrane; plasma membrane; external side of plasma membrane
Molecular function (GO): metalloendopeptidase activity
Source: RefSeq, a predicted model, not a curated record
AAUGCACUUAUAAGUACACUUGGUAUAGCCUAUGUUGCAGGAAUAUGCCGUCCUCCUAUUGAUUGUGGAGUUAAUAAUUUCCAAGGAGACCCCUGGUCCCUUUUUGCCCUCACAGUAGCCCACGAGUUAGGCCAUAAUUUGGGUAUGUGGCAUGAUGAAGAAUUCUGUUUGUGUGGGCAAAGGGGUUGCAUCAUGAACGCUGUCAGAGUGCCAGCAGAGAGAUUCACCAACUGUAGUUAUGCGGAUUUUGCAAAGACCACUUUAAACCAGGGAUCAUGUCUGCAUACUCCUCCAAGUCUAGGGGAAGUCCUUAUGCUGAAGCGCUGUGGGGACGGUGUGGUCGAAGGAGAAGAGGAGUGCGACUGUGGAUCUGUAAAGCAGUGUGAACAAGAUCCCUGUUGUCUGUCGAACUGCACUCUGAGGCCCGGGGCAGCUUGUGCUUUUGGGCUUUGUUGCAAAGACUGCAAGUUCAUGCCAUCAGGGGCACUCUGUAGACAUGAGGUCAAUGAAUGUGAUCUUCCAGAGUGGUGCAACGGGACAUCCCAUCAGUGCCCGGAAGAUGGAUAUGUGCAGGAUGGGGUUCCCUGUAGUGACAAGGCCUACUGCUAUCAAAAGAGAUGUAAUAACCAUGACGAGCAGUGCAGGGAGAUC